Molecule: messenger RNA, 1521 nt
Organism: Dichomitus squalens LYAD-421 SS1
Lineage: Eukaryota; Fungi; Basidiomycota; Agaricomycetes; Polyporales; Polyporaceae
Exons: 5
Coding region: 1-1521 (506 amino acids)
Source: RefSeq, a predicted model, not a curated record
AUGCUUCGUCUUCCUACCAGAUUAGCGCCACCACCCCUUGUCCUACACUGCCUCACCUCCAAGGAUGGAUGUCGCAACAUUUGGUACUGCAGCGCUGACUGCCAAAGGAGGCAUUGGCGCUUCCACAUCUUCGACUGCAAAAGAGAGAAACCCAUUGACACUGCUUAUCACCUCGCUCGUGCAUGCUACGCCGACCUAGAGCCCAUCGACGCGCAGACCAGGAUCGACUAUGGCUUUGACAAGGCCUCUCGAAUACUGGGUCCACAUGCCGAGACGAUGAUCUGUGGCUUGUGGAUAGGCGUCUUUGUCGUCCACAACGUCGAUGCAAAGGAAGUGUGCAAGUGGCGGAAGGAGGGUAGGCUGGUGGAAGGAAUCAAGGAGACGUACGAGCGUAAUUCAGAAGGCUGGACUCAAGGCGCGUACUACCCCUGGUUCCUGCAGCAUCAGUGGCUACUUGAUGGCACCCCAGUGGACGAAAUGCGUGCGCAUCAGUAUGGGCUUGAUGCCGCCGAUAAGAUGCUCUGCGACGGAUGGGUUUACGCGGGAGGCUCCUCCAAUGACACCGCAGAGGACAUCCGGAGGACACUGGCGACCCUCCCUCGCGAUCGCGCCGAAUGCCAUCGCUUAUACGCUCUCCUGAUCUCCGGAGCGCAUCCCAAUCCGUCAAUCUCGAUGUGGCUCAGUUUCGGCUUUGUCUCAGCAAUGGAUCCAGGCGAGGAGAUGCAAUACGCACGCAAGUACAAGGAACUCAUCGAACUCUGUACCUUCAACGAGUUCUCCGCUGCCUAUGAGACGUCGUCCAUACCUGCUCUAUUCGACCGCUACGAGGUGGAUACGUCUGUGGUUCACUUCCCUAUGAAUCACUCGCCACUUUUCCUUGACGUUAUGUCCGGUUCCCCGAGGUCUUACAAGAGCGUCUGGGUCCUGAAGCAGUACAUCGACCAACUCAUUUGCGCGGAGCCGGACGACGUCCUUGAACCUGUUCCAUCUGCCGCCGUGGACUACGGCUUCGUCAAAUGCAGGAAUGCGCUGGACCGGAAACUGCUGGAUGACUUGUACAGGAGGCUCUUCUCAGAGCGCGACGCUGACCCCCUUGCGCUGCAUGAGGCGUGCCUCAAGGGCCAGCUCUUGGAGUAUGCGCAGGGCUCCGUGAAGCUCGCCCCGUACCUGACGAGGUACAAGCGACUUCUGGGCAAUCAAUACCCACUUCAUUUUGUUGCGGAAGAAGGUCAUACUCCUGACCAGGCUACGACGACUGAUGUCCGGCCGGAAAUGCUCUUGGAAGAACCCUCCUAUGAGCUUCCUAGUCCCGACCACGGUCAUUCGUGUACCGGCGAGGUUUCUGCGCCAGCGGUUUGUGCCGGACCUUCCAAUUCUCCCGAUUGUGACCAUAUUCAUCUUCAGUCCGAUGAACCUACAACUAUGACCGAGACGCCGCCGGACCCGCUGUUGGUUACCACCCCUUCGACAGAGCCGCCCGAUGACUCACAUCCCACGACCUGGUCCUGCCUGAUUGCAUGA